AUGCAGGAUGACUUGGAUUUCCAAUCACAUCAUCCGCGUCGAUCCGUGUCAGUCUUCGGGGCAGUGCCCCUCCGCAAGGCUCAAGCUUCCAAUGAUAUUUCAGGAGUGUGGUUCGUAGAAACCUACGGGGGCGAUGAGAGACAGAACCCCCUUGGCCUUGUCAUCCUCACCCAUAGGUAA
This is a messenger RNA of Pseudogymnoascus destructans, 180 nucleotides long. RefSeq lists its product as uncharacterized. The transcript has 2 exons. The record is from RefSeq and is a predicted model, not a curated record. The coding region runs from base 1 to 180 and encodes 59 amino acids. Lineage: Eukaryota; Fungi; Ascomycota; Leotiomycetes; Thelebolales; Thelebolaceae.